Molecule: messenger RNA, 343 nt
Organism: Gregarina niphandrodes
Lineage: Eukaryota; Apicomplexa; Conoidasida; Eugregarinorida; Gregarinidae
Product: Gag-pol polyprotein
Exons: 1
Source: RefSeq, a predicted model, not a curated record
AUGACGGCGGACUCAUAUCCUUUACCACGCAUCUGGGAUCAUCUGAGACGAGCCGCCGGACAACGGUACUAUUGCACGCUAGACAUGAACAGUGGGUUCUGGAACGUGCCAAUCGAGGAGGGGAGCAAGGCGCUUACAGCUUUUAUUACUCCGAUUGGCCUCUUCGAGUUUAAUGUCAUACCGUUCGGCAUCAAGAACUCCCCGGCCGAGUUCCAACGCGCCAUGGAUUCGUGUUUCGCUCCGUUGCUAGGAGACAAUGCGUUCUGCUACAUUGACGACAUCGUCAUUUGUGGGAAAGACUUCGAGGGCGUGAUACAGCGAGUGAAGCUCUUCCUGGAACAGU